Messenger RNA from Ciona intestinalis (vase tunicate), 2962 nucleotides. Its product is annotated as pre-rRNA 2'-O-ribose RNA methyltransferase FTSJ3. Gene Ontology annotation, biological process: maturation of LSU-rRNA from tricistronic rRNA transcript (SSU-rRNA, 5.8S rRNA, LSU-rRNA); rRNA methylation; maturation of 5.8S rRNA from tricistronic rRNA transcript (SSU-rRNA, 5.8S rRNA, LSU-rRNA). The record is from RefSeq and is a predicted model, not a curated record. Gene Ontology annotation, cellular component: nucleus; preribosome, large subunit precursor; nucleolus. Lineage: Eukaryota; Metazoa; Chordata; Ascidiacea; Phlebobranchia; Cionidae. Gene Ontology annotation, molecular function: rRNA (guanine) methyltransferase activity; rRNA (uridine-2'-O-ribose)-methyltransferase activity.
UUAACUUAAUAUUAUACUUAGGUACAAUUGUGUAGGUUGCCAACUUAACUUUGUACAAUGGGUAAGAAAAAGCAAGUUGCGAAGGCCCGUAAAGAUAAAUAUUAUCAUUUAGCAAAAGAAACUGGGUAUCGUGCUCGCUCUGCGUUCAAACUUUUGCAGCUUAAUAAAAAGUUUAAUUUCUUACAAUCGUCGCAAGCAUGCGUGGACCUCUGUGCUGCCCCUGGUGGUUGGUUACAGGUAGCAUCGGAACAUAUGCCGAUGUCGAGUAUCAUUGUCGGAGUGGAUCUCGUCCCGAUUCGCCCCGUUCCCAAGUGUGUUACUUUCCAAGAUGACAUCACUAAAGAAAGUUGCAGGACACAGCUUAGACGGGAACUCCAUAAGUGGAAGGUAGAUUGCUUCCUUCAUGAUGGAGCGCCUAAUGUUGGUAAGAAUUGGCUUCAUGAUGCUUACUCACAGUCAGUGCUGACUCUCGCUGCUCUCAAGCUGGCAUCUGAGUUUCUGUGCAAAGGAGGAUGGUUUAUUACAAAGGUAUUCAGGUCCAAGGAUUACCAAGCUCUAAUGUGGAUUUUCGGGCAACUUUUUAACAAAGUUCACGCCACAAAGCCCCAAGCUUCAAGAAAUGUGUCGGCCGAAAUAUUUGUUGUUUGCCAAGGGUUUAAAAGUCCGGAUAAAAUCGAUAAAAAGUUUUUUGACCCAAAAUCUGUGUUUCAAGAAGUUGAAGCUAAGACAAGACCCGUCAAUAUCCUUGAUUUUGAACCUAAAAAAAAGAAGAAGGCAAAGGGAUAUGGCGAUGAAGCCAAGGAUCUGCUGUACAUGAAGAAAACUGUUUCGGAGUUUCUUGGUUGCUCCCAACCAAUGCAAAUGUUAAGCGAGAUCAGCGAGAUUGUUUUUGAGGAUGACGAUCAAAAAGUUCAUCCUCUCGUGACUGAUGAAAUAAAGGAGCAUGUCAAAGAUAUCAAACGUCUUGGUAAAAAAGAGAUCAAAACGCUUUUAAAAUGGCAUAAAAAGUGGCAAAAGUUAAAUGCUCCACAGGUUGAAGAAGUGGAAGAGAAUGAAGAAGAAGAAGUUGAUAGCGAGGAAGAGAUGGAGAGAAAGAUCCAAGAGAUACAAGAGAAUGAAACAAGAGAACUCAAGAAAAAGAAAAAGGUUGUGACAAAAGAGCGACAAAAGUUACGCGAACGAAUGAGCAACAUGGUUACUUCCACCAACAGCCAGGAGGAUAUGGAGCUGUUCGCUCUUUCGAAGAUUAAUUCUGCGCGGAAGAUGGGAACGGUAAUGGAGAAUGUGGAGGAGUUCGAGUUGGAAGAGGGAUCGGAUGAAGAGGGGAGUGGGAGCAGUGAGGAAGAGGAAGAGGAGGAGGAGGAUGAGGGUGAUAAUGAGGGGAAUCCACUCAUUCAUUCAUUGGAAGAUAAAGUUGAAGAUGAUUAUCAAACAAAGCUUUGGUUUGGAAAGGAGGAGUUCGAGAACAUCGCCGAUGAUUUGGAUGAGUUGGAAGAAAUUGAAUCCGCGAGGAAGAUUUACGAAAAUCGUGUUGAGAAGAAGAAGAAAGAGGUAGAAGAGAAAACUGAAGUGCAGAAGAAGAUUGAGGCGUAUAACAGCGAUUCAUCCGAUAGCGAUAGCGACUAUGAUGUAGAAGAAACGCUUAAUGAAGCUAAACCUGUUACAACAACUAAAGGUAAGAAGCAAAAAACUCAAAAGUUGGAUGCAGAAGCUCUGGCAUUGGGAACAGUGAUCGCAACUUCUAAUAAACGCAAGCGAGAUGUGAUUGAUGAUUCGUUUAACCGGUAUACCUUUAACGACGAGGAAUGUGCUCUGCCCGAUUGGUUCUUGGAGGAUGAGAAAAAGAGGGUUGUUAAAAAUCAUUUGCGACACCAUGUGUCCAAAGAUAUGAUGGAUUUCUAUGGUUCCAAGGACAAAGGAAUCAAUGUUAGGACGAUUAAAAAAGUUGUUGAAGCGAAGGCGAGAAAGAAGAGAAAGGCAACCAAGAAAAUGGAGAAAGCACGAAAACAAGCGGAGGGGAUUUCAGAUACAGCUGAUAUGUCAACUAAAGAAAAGGCUGCGCAUAUAAAGAACAUUUAUAAAAAAGCAGGUUUGCUAAAAAAGAAAAAAGAGAACACCACGUAUGUAUUCGCGAAGCGGGGCACUGGAAAACGAGUUAGACGACCACCGGGUGUCAGUGGUAAGUUCAAAGUUGUCGAUAAACGAAUGAAAAAAGACCUCCGACCUCAAGGGAAGAAUUCGAAACAAUCUAAAGGCAAAAGUGGUGCGGGUGGUGGGAAGAAAAGGAAAUAAGUUUUGGUGUCUUGUAUCUCCUAAUAUGUUGAAAUUUUAAAAUAAUUUCUAUGUUAAAUUUUCAAAGAACAAGUUAAAUUUAACUGGAUAAGAGAAACAUGGUCGAACUGCAGUUGUGUGGGCUCUUUCAUUAUUUAAUGCUGCGUUUUUGUAUCUGAAUCAUGAUUCAUGACGUUAUUUAAUUUUUGAUAUUCGCCUGCUGGUCAAAAGGAAUUGGUUAGUCUGCAUUUCCCAAUUAGUUUACCUUGCUUUUCUAUUUGGAAUUAACUAUAUUUGGGAUUUACUAUAUUUAUAUUGUUAAAAUGUGCCUCAAGCCUUAUGGGCUGGAUCAAAAUAAAUGGGGCUUUGGUUAAAUUUGUUUGAAAUUUUUACAGCAUUUUUGCAAGCUAGCUACCAUUAUUUUAAGUUUAUAAUCACAUGUUUUUGAACUGCUGUGCCAACAACUGUUUUUGUUCCCUUCGAUUAAAUUGUAGCAUUGGCCAAAUUUAUUUGUUCUUGCAUUUUUUACAGAGGUGAAAUUCUUUAUAACUUCAGCAACAAACUCACUACUGCUUUAUAUUAUUUUAAUCAAUAAUUGUUUUGGAAACUUUUUAAAAAAUAUCUGUUUGUGGGUGCUUGAUUCUGCUUAAAUCUUAGUUAAAAAGGAUAACAAUGUUUUUUUUUAUCAUAG